UCCGCUGGCUGUGUGCAGGGAUGAAAACGGGGAAGGCUAAUGCAGAAAAGAGUCGCUCUCGCCAUCGCUAGGAAUAGGGAUAUCCUCCUGGAUGUUUUGUAUUUUUCUGAGUGCAUGUGCGCUGAUAUCCGUCUUUUUUCGAGCACCACCCAUUUAGACCUACCCGUCUGUCUCUGAGCUGUCAAUCAUUUCACGCCGGGGACUCUACAUGUGAGUGCAUGGCGAGCCCGGCAGGGCGGAUCUGCUCACGGGGUGAAAAAACGCCGGUUAAUAUGGCUAAAAGGUCAACCAUCAUCUCCUCCUCCCAAUCGCAUUGAUAAGGUAUGGCCAUAGAGACCCUGGAAGCGCGUAUUCGAUGCAUGAGAAAUGCAGCUUAGCGGUGCUCGUGUGCGCAUCUUGGAUUGGUUUGGCUGUGUGGCUGCGCGACGUUAUUAGGCCCGCUCUUAUCAUUUAUUUCGAGACUGGACCUCAGGUUCGUAACCACCACGUCCCCCUUUCUUAAUCCUGUUGUAGCGACAGAGUCCCAUAACGUCGGCCAGACCACAGAAAAGGGAAGAUGAUGUGCGAAGUGAUGCCGACCAUCAGCGAAGGAGACUCGGCUGGUCCUCCGAGAGGCACCGGCAGCGUCCCGAAUGGCUCGGACCAGGAGGCCAACUUCGAGCAGCUGAUGGUCAACAUGUUGGACGAGAGAGACAAGCUGCUGGAGUCCCUCAGGGAGACACAAGAGACCCUCAUCCAGUCUCAAGCUAAGCUCCAAGGGGCGCUACACGAGAGGGACAUGCUCCAGAGGCAGAUCAAUGCCGCGCUGCCUCAGGAGUUUGCCACUCUGACAAAGGAGCUGAACAUAUGCCGGGAGCAGCUGCUGGAGAAGGAAGAGGAAAUAUCUGAACUCAAAGCUGAAAGGAACAACACCAGGCUGCUGCUGGAGCACCUGGAGUGUCUGGUGUCUCGUCAUGAACGCAGCCUCAGGAUGACGGUGGUGAAGAGACAGGCGCCGCCGCCAUCUGGAGUCUCCAGUGAGGUGGAGGUCUUGAAAGCUCUGAAGUCACUAUUUGAACACCACAAGGCCCUGGAUGAAAAGGUACGAGAGAGGCUUCGGGUGGCUCUAGAGAGGGUGGCAACCCUGGAGGGGCAACUAGCGUCCACCACCCAGGAGUUGAACACGGCAAGGCAGAGGAAGGACGGAGAUUCAGUGGAGCGGACAGACGGAUCCAAGCCUACGUGGAAGAGACUCCCCAAUGGUUCUAUAGACGCCCACGAUGACGGCAGCCGGGUAUCUGAGCUUCAGGAGCUGCUGGACCGGACCAAUAAGGAGCUCUCUCAGAGUCGCGAGCAUGCCGCCACUCUAAACGGCCGCCUGGUUGAGCUUGAGGCGGAGCUAGCCAACGCACGACGAGAACUGAGCCGCAGCGAAGAGCUGUCAAUCAAACAACAGAGGGAGCAGAGAGAGAGAGAGGAUUUGGAGGAAAGAAUCACCACAUUAGAGAAACGCUACCUGGCUGCCCAGCGAGAGACAACCCACAUCCAUGACCUCAACGACAAACUGGAGAAUGAACUGGCCACCAAAGAUUCCCUUCACAGACAGAGUGAAGAGAAGGUACGCCAGCUGCAGGAGAUGCUGGAGAUGGCAGAGCAGCGGUUGGCUCAGACCAUGAGGAAGGCCGAGACUCUGCCAGAGGUUGAAGCUGAGCUGGCACAGAGAGUGGCGGCACUAACCAAGGCUGAAGAGCGUCAUGGCAAUGUGGAGGAGCGGCUUCGACAGCUGGAGUCACAACUGGAGGAGAAAAACCAAGAGCUUGCGAGAGCUCGUCAAAGGGAGAAAAUGAACGAGGAGCACAACAAACGUUUGUCUGACACCGUGGACCGUCUGCUCACGGAGUCCAACGAACGGCUGCAGCUCCACCUGAAGGAGCGCAUGGCCGCCCUGGAGGACAAGAAUGCGCUCAUCCAGGACCUGGAGAACUGCCAGAAACAGCUUGAAGAGUUUCACCACACCAGGGAACGGCUGAUUGGAGAGAUUGACAAGCUGAGAAACGAGAUUGACCAUCUGAAACGCCGCAGUGGAGCGUUUGGAGACGGAACUCACCCUCGCUCUCACUUGGGAAGCUCCAGCGACCUCCGCUUUUCUGUGGUGGAGGGUCAGGACGGCCACUACAGCACAACUGUGAUCAGGCGGGCGCAGAAGGGCCGGCUGUCGGCUCUGCGAGACGAUCCGAACAAGGUGUGUGCCAUGUUUGAGCAGGAUUACCCGUCCCUGCGCGGGAGCGUCAGCCACCUACUAGGCAGUGACAUCGAGGCAGAGUCGGACAUGGACGACGACGUGAGCUCGACGCUGCUCUCGCCAAGCGGCCAAUCAGAUGCUCAGACUCUUGCUCUCAUGCUGCAAGAGCAGCUUGACGCCAUCAACGAGGAGAUAAGGAUGAUCCAGGUAGAGAGAGAAUCAGCCGAGCUGCGCUCUGAGGAGAUCGAGUCCCGCGUGAACAGCGGCAGCAUGGAUGGCCUGAACGUGACCCUCCGACCCCGAGCCCUGCCCACCUCUGCCACCGCCCAGUCGCUGGCGUCAUCCUCCUCUCCGCCCACCAGUGGCCACUCCACGCCUAAGCAUCAUGGACGCAACAACAGCCACCAUCUAGGAAUCAUGACUCUGCCAAGUGACUUGAGGAAACACAGAAGAAAAGUGGCAUCUCCUGUGGAAGUGGACAAAGCUACUAUCAAGUGUGAAACGUCACCUCCCUCCUCGCCUCGAAGUUUACGGCUGGAAACCAACUUCGCUCAGUUCACAGGCAGCCUGGAGGAUGGGCGAGGCAAGCAGAAGAAAGGUAUCAAGUCAUCUAUCGGUCGAUUGUUUGGGAAGAAGGAGAAAGGUCGAAUGGACCAGACUGUUGACAGGGAUGGACAAUCUCUACCAGCCUUAACAGAUUUUGAGAUGAGCAUUGGUGACACUAUGACUUUGGGAAAACUGGGCACACAGGCUGAGAGGGACCGAAGGAUGAAAAAAAAGCAUGAGCUUCUGGAGGACGCGAGGAAAAGAGGCCUUCCAUUCGCACAGUGGGAUGGUCCCACAGUCGUUUCCUGGCUGGAGCUGUGGGUCGGGAUGCCAGCCUGGUAUGUGGCUGCCUGUCGUGCCAACGUGAAGAGUGGAGCCAUCAUGUCCGCCCUGUCCGACACAGAGAUCCAGAGAGAGAUUGGGAUCAGCAACCCUCUGCACAGACUCAAAUUGCGUUUGGCCAUCCAGGAAAUGGUCUCUCUCACCAGCCCGUCUGCGCCCCUGACCUCCAGAACGUCCUCCGGAAAUGUGUGGGUGACUCAUGAAGAGAUGGAGAACCUGGCUUCCUCCACCAAAGCGGAGAAUGAGGAGGGCAGCUGGGCACAGACAUUAGCAUAUGGGGACAUGAAUCACGAGUGGAUAGGAAACGAAUGGCUGCCCAGCCUCGGCCUGCCUCAGUACCGCUCCUACUUCAUGGAGUGCCUGGUGGACGCGCGCAUGCUGGACCACCUGACCAAAAAGGACCUGAGAAGCCAUCUGAAGAUGGUGGACAGCUUUCACAGGGCUAGUCUGCAGUAUGGAAUUAUGUGCUUGAAGAGACUCAAUUAUGACAGGAAAGAGCUGGACCGUCGGAGAGAAGACAGUCAACACGAUAUGAAAGACGUUUUGGUGUGGACCAACGAACAGGUGAUCCACUGGGUCCAGUCCAUCGGUCUGAGGGAGUACAGCGGCAACCUGCUGGAGAGCGGAGUUCAUGGGGCGCUCGUCGCUCUCGAUGAAACCUUCGAUUACAGCAGCCUGGCGCUCAUCCUGCAGAUCCCCAUGCAAAACACACAGGCAAGGCAGGUGCUAGAGAGGGAGUUUAACAACCUUCUAGCCUUGGGAACAGACCGCCGACUGGAAGAGAGUGGAGAUGACAAGUCGUUUCGGCGCUCACCCUCGUGGCGCAAGAGGUUUCGGGCUCGCGAGGGAGGGACGGGUCUGGGGAUGAUGGCGGGCUCCAUGGAGACGCUGCCUGCUGGCUUCCGCAUGCCCGCUAUGUCAAUGCCGCCUUCCAUGAAUUUGGCUGCCAAGAAGCAACUUCAGCCUGAAGUUCCUCCCCCUGCGCCUCCAAGACUUGACCCCUCUGCAGUGCGGACCUAUUCCUGCUAACGACACUACUUAUUAACAGGAGCACUAGUGCUAACAGUGCAUUCUCAUUACUUGUACGGACACAUGCUUGCGGCCUUUUGAGAGUGAUAUGCCAAAUCUGGAGAGGGAAGGAUUGGGUGCGCCAGGAGGGGGCGGAGUCUUCUCCCCUCUCACGCCCAGCCUCACCUCCCGCCUUCCACAUCUCUCUCCUCCCCGCCCCCCGGACUCGUGCAAUACAGGGGGCACCUCUGACCUUUGCUCUCCGAGAGCGCUCGUUGGCUGCUUUCCGCUGCUGCUGUAAAGGAGGCUCGUCCCGGUCUCGCCUUGUUUACCCCAGUGCUCCCAGUAGCCUCGUAGUUGUGGUGUCGUGUUCCUGCUCUCCUUGUGUCAGCUGUGGGGUCUAGUCCUGGUUCUGAUCGUCCUGAAACGGCCAAGACCAAGCGAAUCUUCCUGUGUUAACACGACAGUUGUGAAAAAGAUUUAAGGAGAUGACGAGCAAGUCGUUGCUUCGGACUCAAGAGUGGUGAAUACUUGUAUAAGUGGCAGAUCACUCUGCACAUUAACCUUCUACCGGUUAUGCAAGGUAUUACUCAUUUAUCAUCUCUGUACAGAAAAAUGGAUGACUUAUGUUUUUUAUAGAAAUAUUAUAUAUAUAAUAUAUAUAUAUAUAUAUAUUGGAAAUAUAUAUGGAAAGUAAUAUAAUAUUGCCGUUUGAAACCCAAUGCCCUGUAUUCAAUAGUGACUGUUCUCUUUCUCCUUCUUUCCCUUUCUCUCUGUGUUGGACCUUUGCGUGUCAUUUGCUGUGCGCUGUGUGUGAUUAACUGGUGGGAGGGACUCCCUGAAAGAAGUGUGUGUUUUUACAAGGACACCUCACAGGUUCAUGGGUCCAAUUCUCUCUUCUUCUCCUCUUCUUCUGUCUGCCCCACCAAACCUUUUGACACGAUGUAGCUGUAAUUUCUCUUCCUCUCUUCGCCUCUGUCGCCUUCUGUAUGACACUAUGUAGCCUAGAGAGAGAAAUUUAAUGUGAGGCAUGAAUAGGGAGUGUGUGUGAAUGAGAGAGAGAGAGAGAGAGAUUGAGCAAAUCAGCCUAUCUCCUGGAGACUUUUGAAGGGGUCGAGUGUGCUUGUGGGUGUGAAAGGCCGACCCUAACCAUGUGACUUUGACUCUUUGUGUGUGUGAAUUUUAGUGUGGACACUGUAGCUCACUUCUGUCGAUUCCAAACUUUCUCUCAUGUCAAACAAUAAAUUGCUGCUCAACAUCAGUCAGUGACUUGCGCUGCUCUGCACUGGCCUUCAAAAGCAUCCAUAGCCCUUAAAAUAUUUGAAAUUUUGUCAUGUUACAGUCACAAAAUAAAUGUUUUGUUUUUGUUUUUUGUCUUUUUACCAGGAUUUUAUGCAAUGUAUGAACUUGAACUAGCACAAAAUUGUGUAGUGACAGAUCAAGGAUUCAUGGUUUUCAAAAUAUUUCACAGAAGACAGUGUGAAAAGUGUGGCAUGCAUUUUUAUUUCACCCUUCAUGCAUAAAUUACUUGGCUGUUUCUCUGAUUAAUCUUUCAGUUUAGCCAUGUUGGUAUGUUUGCAGUUGAAGUUUUUCUUUUAAGCGUCUCCACAACUGUUGUUUUCCUUGCUCUUUGCAGAGUAAAGGGAUCUAAAUCAAAAUGCACGCCACGCUUUUAAGGUUUUUAUUCUAGUACACACGACUUGGAAUUAAUAAAAUAUGCUGAUAGUUUUAUUUGUAAUGUGAGAAAAUGUGAACAGCUUAAGGGGUAUGAUUACUUUUGUAAGUCAGUGUAACUGACAGAGACAUGUCUUAUCCUGCUCUACCACCUCAUGGUCAGGUUUUGUGAAGAAAUGCCAGCAGGCAGUCCAUACACCCAGCUGACCAACUCCUCCAAUGAGAACACAGCAUAUGAACUCGUGAACUGCUGGAUGGCUGUACAAUCUUUUUUUAUUAUUAUUAUUAUUAUUAUUUAUUUAUUUAUUUAUUUUACAGAUUUUUCCAAGGUGUCUAAAAGGUGUAAUGUGCUAUGUGGCAGCUAUGAGUACUGUGUCUUUAUUCCAGGUGUGAAACAAUGCUGACAAAUCAAGAUUUUAUUAUUUGGCCAUCUGAAAAAAAAUGUACUGUAUUUAUGACACUAUAUAGACAUGAGUAAAGCUGUUUUUUAAAGAA
Messenger RNA from Gambusia affinis (western mosquitofish), 6286 nucleotides. It is a transcript of the gene ppfia4, whose product is annotated as PTPRF interacting protein alpha 4. The transcript is spliced from 30 exons. Gene Ontology annotation, biological process: synapse organization. The record is from RefSeq and is a predicted model, not a curated record. Bases 557 to 4138 code for a protein of 1193 amino acids. Gene Ontology annotation, molecular function: protein binding. NCBI's taxonomy places the organism in Eukaryota, Metazoa, Chordata, Actinopteri, Cyprinodontiformes, Poeciliidae. Gene Ontology annotation, cellular component: presynaptic active zone.